CUUCCUUCCAUCUUUCGUGCAUAUCUACUGUACACUCCCCGCAUCACCCUCCCCGCCAUGUCAUCAGCAAGAGGAUCCUUCUCUGCGCCUGCGCAGGUCCACGAGUUCGAUGGAGUCCUCUCUGACUUUGACGGCACAAUUAUCGAUUCCACAGAUGCAAUUGUGAAGCAUUGGCACGAAAUCGGCACCGAGCUAGGUGUCGACCCCAAGACUAUCCUGGCGACCUCUCAUGGCCGCCGCAGCAUUGACACUAUGGCACUAUACGACCAAACCAAGGCCAACUGGGAUUACGUAAACCACGUCGAAGGCCAAAUCCCCAAGAAAUACGGCUCAGACGCUGUCGAAAUCCCAGGCGGCCGCAACCUCCUCUCAGCUCUGGAAACCACCAACGCACGCUGGGGCGUAGUAACAUCCGGCACGCGCGCGCUGAUCGACGGCUGGCUGGAAGUUCUCGGCCUCACACACCCGAAGAUGCUAGUAGUCGCCGAAGACGUGCCACUAGGCAAACCCGACCCCCGCUGCUACCUCCUCGGCGCGAAGAAGCUUGGGCUCGAAGAGUCCAAGUCUAUUGUUGUGCUUGAGGAUGCGCCGUCUGGUAUUAAGGCUGGUAAGGGGGCUGGGUAUAAGGUUAUUGCGUUAAGUACUACGCAUUCGCUGGAGAAGUUGAAGGAGGCUGGUGCGGAUUGGAUUGUGCAGGAUUUGAGGAGUCUUUCUGUUGUUAGUGUUGAGGGUGGGAAGGUCAAGAUUGAAAUCCGGGAUGCCUUGCAAUAGGCUUAGGCUUUGCCUUGCAUUGGGAUGUAUGAUUGACUUUGGGUUUUCGCGGUUGAGGUUGGUGGUUGGCAUGGGCUGCAUGGGGACAGGGGUUGUGCAGGCCGCGUCUCAACGGGUUUUUCGGAGUUGGGUUACACGACAUAGAACAGGUCUUUGAUCUAGAUAAACGUGCGCUACAUACCGGUUUGUUACAGGGUACAUUUCCAUUUCUCAGGUGUGAU
This is a messenger RNA of Penicillium canescens, 992 nucleotides long. Its product is annotated as HAD family hydrolase. The record is from RefSeq and is a predicted model, not a curated record. The coding region runs from base 58 to 771 and encodes 237 amino acids. NCBI's taxonomy places the organism in Eukaryota, Fungi, Ascomycota, Eurotiomycetes, Eurotiales, Aspergillaceae. The transcript is spliced from 4 exons. Gene Ontology annotation, molecular function: beta-phosphoglucomutase activity; sugar-phosphatase activity.